Molecule: messenger RNA, 4674 nt
Organism: Mustela erminea (ermine)
Lineage: Eukaryota; Metazoa; Chordata; Mammalia; Carnivora; Mustelidae
Gene: XPR1
Product: xenotropic and polytropic retrovirus receptor 1
Exons: 15
Coding region: 206-2296 (696 amino acids)
Biological process (GO): cellular response to phosphate starvation; phosphate ion transport
Cellular component (GO): cytoplasm; Golgi apparatus; plasma membrane
Molecular function (GO): inositol hexakisphosphate binding
Source: RefSeq, a predicted model, not a curated record
GGGGAGGGGCGGGGCUAUGGAGAGGAGGAGGAAGAUGGCGGGAGGGCGGCUCUGAGGAGACCUCGGCGGCGGCGGAGGAGGAGAGAAGCGCAGCGCCGUGCCGCGCCGGGGCCCAUGUGGGGAGGAGUCGGAGUCGCUGUUGCCGCCGCCGCCGCCGCCGCCUGUAACUGCUGGACCCGAGUGGGAGUGAGGGGGAAACGGCAGGAUGAAGUUCGCCGAGCACCUCUCCGCGCACAUCACUCCCGAGUGGAGGAAGCAAUACAUCCAGUAUGAGGCUUUCAAGGAUAUGCUGUAUUCAGCUCAGGAUCAGGCACCUUCUGUGGAAGUUACAGAUGAGGACACGGUAAAGAGGUAUUUUGCCAAGUUUGAAGAAAAAUUUUUCCAAACCUGUGAAAAGGAACUUGCCAAAAUCAACACAUUUUAUUCAGAAAAGCUUGCAGAGGCUCAGCGCAGGUUUGCUACACUUCAGAAUGAGCUUCAGUCAUCACUGGAUGCACAGAAAGAGAGCACUGGCGUUACUACACUGCGACAGCGCAGGAAGCCAGUCUUCCAUUUGUCCCAUGAGGAACGUGUCCAACAUAGGAAUAUUAAAGACCUUAAACUGGCCUUCAGCGAGUUCUACCUCAGUCUUAUCCUGCUGCAGAACUAUCAGAAUCUGAAUUUUACAGGGUUUCGAAAAAUCCUCAAAAAGCAUGACAAAAUCCUGGAAACUUCUCGUGGAGCAGAUUGGCGAGUGGCUCAUGUUGAAGUGGCCCCAUUUUACACGUGCAAGAAAAUCAACCAGCUCAUCUCUGAAACUGAGGCUGUAGUGACUAAUGAACUUGAAGAUGGUGACCGACAAAAAGCUAUGAAGCGUUUACGUGUCCCUCCUUUGGGAGCUGCUCAGCCCGCACCAGCAUGGACUACUUUUAGAGUUGGCCUAUUUUGUGGAAUAUUCAUUGUACUGAAUAUUACCCUUGUGCUUGCCGCUGUAUUUAAACUUGAAACAGAUAGAAGUAUAUGGCCCUUGAUAAGAAUCUAUCGAGGUGGCUUUCUCUUGAUUGAAUUCCUUUUUCUACUGGGCAUCAACACAUAUGGUUGGAGACAGGCUGGAGUGAAUCAUGUGCUCAUCUUUGAACUUAAUCCAAGAAGCAAUUUGUCUCAUCAGCAUCUUUUUGAGAUUGCUGGAUUCCUUGGGAUAUUGUGGUGCCUGAGCCUUCUGGCAUGCUUCUUUGCUCCAAUUAGUGUCAUCCCCACAUAUGUGUAUCCACUUGUCCUUUACGGAUUUAUGGUUUUCUUUCUUAUCAACCCCACCAAAACUUUCUAUUACAAGUCCCGGUUUUGGCUGCUUAAACUGCUGUUUCGAGUAUUUACAGCCCCCUUCCAUAAAGUAGGCUUUGCUGAUUUCUGGCUGGCCGAUCAGCUGAACAGCCUGUCAGUGAUAUUGAUGGACCUGGAAUAUAUGAUCUGCUUCUACAGUUUUGAGCUCAAAUGGGAUGAAAGUGGGGGCCUGUUGCCAAAUAAUUCAGAAGAACCCGAAAUUUGCCACAAAUACUCAUAUGGCGUGCGGGCCAUUGUUCAGUGCGUUCCCGCGUGGCUUCGUUUCAUCCAGUGCCUGCGCCGGUAUCGGGACACAAAGAGGGCCUUCCCUCACUUGGUCAAUGCUGGGAAGUACUCCACAACUUUCUUCACGGUCACGUUUGCAGCCCUGUACAGCACUCACAAAGAACGAGGUCACUCAGACACCAUGGUAUUCUUUUACCUUUGGAUUGUGUUUUGUAUCAUCAGUUCCUGCUAUACCCUCAUCUGGGAUCUGAAGAUGGACUGGGGUCUCUUUGAUAAGAAUGCUGGAGAAAACACCUUUCUCCGGGAAGAGAUUGUAUACCCCCAAAAAGCCUAUUACUACUGUGCCAUCAUAGAGGAUGUGAUUCUGCGCUUUGCUUGGACUGUCCAAAUCUCAAUUACCUCCAUGACAUUGUUGCCUCAUUCUGGGGACAUCAUUGCUACUGUCUUUGCUCCCCUUGAGGUUUUCCGGCGAUUUGUGUGGAACUUCUUCCGCCUGGAGAAUGAACAUCUGAAUAACUGUGGUGAGUUCCGUGCCGUGCGGGACAUCUCUGUGGCCCCUCUGAAUGCAGAUGACCAGACACUCCUAGAACAGAUGAUGGAUCAGGAUGACGGCGUACGAAACCGCCAGAAGAACCGGCCAUGGAAGUACAGCCAGAGCAUAUCCUUGCGCCGGCCUCGCCUCGCUUCUCAAUCCAAGGCUCGUGACACUAAGGUAUUGAUAGAAGACACAGAUGAUGAAGCUAACACUUGAAUCCUCUGAAGUCUAGAUUAACAUCUUUGGUUUUCCUACUCUACAAUUCUUUCCUCGACCAACGCAACCUCUAGUACCUUUCCAGCCGAAAACAGGAGAAGACACAUAACACAUUUCCGAGCUCUUCCCGAUCGGAUCCUAUGGACUCCAGACAAGCUCACUGUGUUUCUUUUCUUUUCUUCUGGUUUAAUUUUCAUUUUCUAUUUUUAAAACAAAUAUUUACUUCAUUUUGCCAAUCAGAGGACAUUUUAAGGAACAAAAACAUAGUAUCUUAUGGAUUGUUUACAAUCACAAGGACACAGAUACCUAUCAGGAUGGAAGAACAGGCAUUGCAAGGACCCUCUGAUAGGACGGUACCGAGAUACCUCGGCUUCCGCUGGGCCCGGUUUUGACUGGUUGAAACCGGACAUUGAUUUUUAAAUUUUUUGUCAGUUUAUGUGGAGAAUUCUUUCCUUUCCUUCAUACCCAGCGCAAAUGCACUGGCCGCACUUGCAGGGAAAGUGCAACUUAGAGCAGUACCUUCAUUCAUGAAGCUACUUUUUAAUUUGAUGUAACUUUUCUUAUUUUGGGGUGGGUUGCUGGGUGGGCGGGAAAUAUGAUGUAUUUGUUGCAUAUAGUUUUCUCAUUAUUUAUGAAACUUAACCAUAAAAGAAUGCUAUAACUCCUGUGCAAUGAAGGUGGUAACAGUGAAAGACGACAGGGGAAACUAAUGUUGGACAGCAUGUGAGGGUUUAGUCCACAAUACCUCUUUCAUGAGACGACUCGCACCAGUUUGACUUUUUCUUUUCUUUUCUUUUUUAAUUUUAAGCCAAAGUUUUAUUACUGAUUUUUUAAGUUGCUGCUGCUUUAGAAUCCUGAGCAUGUCUUUCAUAACAAAGCAUCUAUAUACUUCUACGUAACCGGUUGAAAUUUUUUAAAAGAUCUGAUACUUUUUUUUUUAAGGAACAAAUGUGGAAUAUAUUUGCCCAUACUCCAACCAUAACAAAUGAAGUUAUGCCUUAUUAAGUUUCAGCAUUUAGGGUAAUGGAAGUAUAAACUUUACUGACUCUGAAUGAGAAGAUAAGCUAUUUCAGAGACUCCCUACACCUUAUUGGAUAGUUUUUCUUUUGGAUUCACUUGCUUUAGCCAGAAUUUGGUCAAAUUAAAAGUCUGUUUUGGGGAAACCAUAUUUUUGAGAGCAAAGAACAAAUUAUCCUUCUACUGUCACAUUACGUGAAUAAAACAGACCUUGGCAGCCAUUUCUCCCAGCAGUUUUAAAGAAUGAACAUUGGAUUUCAUUCCCUCCUAUGAGACAAAAAACAACCUGCUUUUAAGAUUUUGGGGGUCUAAACUUGGUGUAAACAAAAGGUAUAUUUCUUAGACCUUAUCAGACUCUCAUGGUCUGUGCACACUGCCCAUUUUUACUUCUUUGUCUAAUUUCUUUCCUACGUUCCUAAGUCAUCCAAAUAAGCCCCCAAACCUUAAAGGAUUUUGCUUCCUUGAAUGUGGUUGGCAUUAAAUUGAGCAUUUCAUUAUCUAACAAAAUUAAUAUAAAUACCAGAAAAAGUGAAAUAUGUUUUAAUCCACCCAUCCCCCCGCAGUCCAGAUGAAGAUUCCAACAUCAACAUCAGUAGAUUCAUGAAAGUAAAUUACUUCUGCCGUUUUCAGCUUAAUCUUAGGCAAAGAGACAAAUGAGUGGAAGGGCAGCUGUUAUUAUCACUUACUUAGUCUUGAAAACACAUGGUCACUUGCCCCUUACAAUACUCCCAUGGUCAGUAGCUCUUCUACCAUGUAUUGCCAAGUCUUCCUUACACCUGUUGUGAUUCUAGUAGAUUAUAUUAAAGUUACUGUUACUACCAAAAUUCUAUCAAUUAACUGACAAAUAGUUCAUUUUUAAAGGAGUUUAUUCCAUUUUUAUUCUGACAAGCUUCCAAAGUUUUUUCCAUUUCCAAAUUGCGAAAUUUUUUUUUUCUGAAAAAUCAUACAAAUUUUUGGCUUUUGUUGUUUUUUAUGUUUUGCCAAGCAUGUUCUUUGGCCCAAAACUAAAGAGGAAAAGUUUAAUUACUUUUUUUUAGUUUAAUCAUUUAUAAUAAUCAGUGGUAAUAAUUUAGUGACCUUUAAUAGAUUAAAGGUUUCAUUACUUAUACUUGGGAUUUUUUUUUUCUAACUAUUUUGUUUUUGUACUUUAAAACUAUGGGGGAAAUAUCACUGGUCUGUCAAGAAGUAACAGUAAUUAUUACUGAGUUGGAUAAGUCCAGUGGACCAGCCAUUUCUUGUACAAAUAAAACUGGUGGUACUAAUGUGUAUCCAGAGCAAUCUGAAUUGUCAACUUCAUUUUCUGUUAGUGGCACUAUAUAAUGACACACAUAAAAUCUUAUAGUUGACUUCUGGUAUUUGAA